AAAUCUUUUCAUUCAGAUUUUUUCCACCUUAAACCAUUAGCCUAUCUCUGUCCGCUUCUUUGUAGCAGGCCAUCAUUGCGUUGACAUCUGGAGGAGGAAAAGAUGUUUUUAAGAUUUAUGUAAGGCGGUUUAUGAAGCUGGGAUGACCCCAACACGUUGGGAGGAGUUGGUGCUGGUCUGACUGUCCUGUUGUCCUAGUGGAAAUCUAACGGUCCCUGACGCAUCAGAGGAGAGGGGCUGUCACUCACACAAAGUCUCUGAUCCGGGGGAGGGAGGAGGGGACUCCUUUAAAAACACCCAGGGUAAUCGGUUUCUUCACUGUGUUACAGACCACGACCUAGAAGGUUGCCACAAGUAAUACCACUGAGAACAGACAACACAUACAAAUUUGUAUGAGAGAUCGCGAAUUAUAAUUGCUCUAAGGACCUUUCUGAAAGCUUCUUCAGAUUGUGGUAGAUUUAUCUUGCUGCAGUAAAUCAAUGAGACUGCCUAGUUGUGAGACCGAAAGAAUGGAAGAAAGUCUGUCAACAUCUCCAGGUUUAGUCCGGAGCCCCAGCAACUCUACCAGGAUCCAUAGCAUUGAAGCAAUCUUGGGAUUUAAAGACGGGAAUAUGUUUCAUCCGACAUACGUUUACAAUGGAUCUCCACGAGUUGCUCCGGACGCACACAGAGGUCACACUCCUGCCGUCUCGCCGCUUAGGAAGGAACACAACUCAGAAACUUUUCAGAGUGUUUGCUGCUCCUCUAGACCGAGUUCCGCUGUCAGUUCCGUGACUGAUGGAGACUGCAAAUUGUCAGAUGACGAAAAUCCGAAGAAAAAACAUCGCCGGAAUAGAACUACUUUCACGACCUUUCAGUUGCACGAACUUGAGCGCGCCUUCGAAAAGUCACAUUAUCCUGACGUCUACAGUAGAGAAGAACUCGCGCUCAAAGUCAACCUGCCGGAGGUCCGCGUGCAGGUGUGGUUCCAGAACCGCCGAGCCAAGUGGCGUCGUCAAGAGAAACUGGAAGUGAGCUCCAUCAAGCUCCAAGAUUCCACCGCCUCCAUGCUGUCUUUCAGCCGCUCGUCUCCACAGGCGCUAGGCUCUGGCCUCAGCCUGGAGCCGUGGCUCAGCACACCCCUCUCCAGCUCCUCCUCACUUCAGUCCCUACCUGGCUUCAUGGGCCCCCAGCAAGGCCUCUCAGGCAGCUACACACCCCCACCCUUCCUCGGCGCUCCGUCACUGAGCCACGGCCUGCCCCACAUUGGUAGCAUGUGCCCGCCACCCCCUUACCAGUGCUCAGGCUUCAUGGACAAGGUUUCCCUGGAGGAUUCAGACCCCCGUAACACUAGUAUUGCAUCACUCCGAAUGAAAGCCAAAGAGCACAUUCAAUUCAUUGGGAAGACAUGGUGAAGGACCCCAGCUAUAACCAUUCAUGAACUCUGAACUCAAAGACAUGAACUCUGGUGGGACUGUUCUGAGAUAUUUGGGGUAAAAAUCCCGGAAACUGACAAUCAAAAAUGCUGAAAAGCUGCUUUACUACUAAAGCUGGGAAUCCUGAUGUCCUGGGGAUUUCCUUGGUGUUGCUGAUAAUACUCAUGAGGUUAUAUUAUUGUUUAGGGUUAAAUGUCUGGCACACUGUCCUUGUCGGGAUGCCGUUUAUCUAAAUAAAGGUUUUAACAUGAGUACCAGCCAUAUAUUCACAUAUGGCUUUUAACACGUUUUUUGUGACAAUCCUGGCCUGUGAGAAAAGGAGGGGAAGAAAGGAAUGAUGUCAUCUCACUCUUCUUAAAACGAAUUUUGAAUUAAAUGAAUUCCAUUUGUUUUCUGUAAUGAUAACAUGCCAAUAGACAAUCUAUUUAUUGCACUAAUUUGAUUCAAAGCUUGUGAUAUAACUUUAUUUUGUUUUCCAACUCUAAUCUGUGUCCUACAAAUGUAUUUUUAAUAAUGUAAAUACAUUUCCAUGUCAACAUUGCCAAUCAGCAUUAAAUGCAUCCUCACCUGUUUUUUCUUAUUAUUUUUAUUUAUUUUACAGUUCCUCAUCUUUGGAAUAUCCAACCUUAAACUGAACUCAAAAGAUAUGACUGUGUCUGUACCAAAUUAUUCUACCAUUCAUGACAGUUAUAGAAAUGUGCUGGUAUUUAUGGUACUGGUAAGAUCUUUUAAGCCUCAAUUUGGAAUAAAGAAGAAAUAUAGCAAAUAUGUGAUCUGAUUCUCUCUUCACCCUGCUCCCGUACCGCAGACACACACACGAACGC
Clupea harengus (Atlantic herring) is the source of this 2239-nucleotide messenger RNA. RefSeq names its product retina and anterior neural fold homeobox (gene rax). Gene Ontology annotation, biological process: positive regulation of transcription by RNA polymerase II. NCBI's taxonomy places the organism in Eukaryota, Metazoa, Chordata, Actinopteri, Clupeiformes, Clupeidae. Gene Ontology annotation, molecular function: DNA-binding transcription factor activity, RNA polymerase II-specific; RNA polymerase II cis-regulatory region sequence-specific DNA binding. The record is from RefSeq and is a predicted model, not a curated record.